AUGUUGCCAAUCCUUCUUCUGGUAUUGGCACCCGGAUAUUCACUUACAGCUGAUAUUACAACUCUGUGUGAAGAUGUGCGUGAAAUUUUCCAGAUUAUAAAUGGCCAGCUUUUGACAUUCACACCUCCGGAACAUUGCAGUCUUACCUACGGUUUGGGCCAGAGUGUUUUAGGUGGAAAUGCGGCGUCUACCUAUGGGUGCUUUGAACCGAUAUACGAUAAAAUAUGUUCAAUUAGACUCGUGGAGCGAGUUUAUGGGCCCACUUGUCAAUCGGCAUUGGCGCUGUUCAGACGUAUAGUAGAAAGUGACAUUAUCGAGUUGGGUAGCAGCGGUGAGAUAGUGGAUUCCAAAAAUUUUUGCGACAAAUCAUUCAUUAUGGUAAAAGGCGGAGCCAGUGAUAAUGUAAAAGAUAGACCGCAACGAUUCCAGUCUGAGGAUCUGGAAGAUUGUCGUGCCAUUGUUGAAUCGUACAAUACGUGUGUUUCUCUUACUAGUGCCAUUGCUGGCGCUAACUGGAACGGUAAGGAGUGUUUGUACAAGUUCAAAUACUGCGAGUUGGCCGCCAAUUGGGAUAGUGCUGCGAUUGAUUCCGGAUACUGUAAAAAUGUCAUUGCACCUAUGCUGUUAAUGGAUGCCCUGCUCAUCAAUGGCUACAAGCGAAAUACUUGCUCUGACCUAUCAAACUAUGAAACAUAUCUCACGCAAAAGAAGCUGGAACUUGAUAAAAGUGCAAAAGAAUGUUUGGAUACGGCCAACUCAAUGACUAUCGUAAGCAGAUGGGAAGAUGAUGAAUUAUCAAAUAAUAGCGAUAUAGCCAAGACGCAGGAGUCAGUAAAUGAGGUUUUUAACAAAUUGCACAUAUUUGACAGCAAGGGACUGGGGUUUGACAGUGCAGUGAUUAGCGAGUUCAAUAAGAUUGUAACGAUACUGGAAAAGGGAGAAAGGGCGUCAAUGUCAUUUUCUCAUGAUUUUCUUAGGAAUAUUGUCAUAUUUAGUCAAAUUAAACACUCUCUUCCAAUGUUUUCCACUCAUUUAGCGGUUAUAGAGGAGCUACUCUCCCGUGGCCAUGUAUCAUUUACAAACGCCUUCGGAUUCCAACAGAUAACAGCUGAUAGGAUCGAAGAUAUACGGACUAGGAUACUAAAAUUAUUCACUAAAUGUCACAUUUACACAGAAAAAGACAGGCUUACCGACAAUAAUAUAAACGCCAGUGACGAUUUUGGCAUAGUGAUGGAAUUAAGAAAUCAUGCUAGCGAAUUGAAGGACAUUAGUAAUCAGUUUAACGAGCAAAUCCGCAUACUAAAACGCUGGAGGCAAGGAGAAACUGACAAGGCAUCGACAUUGCCAUCGGCAUUGGCACGACUGGGUAACUUGGCUGGCAUCUAG
Messenger RNA from Babesia microti strain RI, 1386 nucleotides. RefSeq lists its product as hypothetical. The coding region runs from base 1 to 1386 and encodes 461 amino acids. NCBI's taxonomy places the organism in Eukaryota, Apicomplexa, Aconoidasida, Piroplasmida, Babesiidae. The transcript has 7 exons. The record is from RefSeq and is a predicted model, not a curated record.